Messenger RNA from Zophobas morio, 1241 nucleotides. Its product is annotated as cathepsin B-like cysteine proteinase 4. Gene Ontology annotation, molecular function: cysteine-type endopeptidase activity. Lineage: Eukaryota; Metazoa; Arthropoda; Insecta; Coleoptera; Tenebrionidae. Gene Ontology annotation, cellular component: lysosome. Bases 70 to 1101 code for a protein of 343 amino acids. The record is from RefSeq and is a predicted model, not a curated record. Gene Ontology annotation, biological process: regulation of catalytic activity. The transcript has 4 exons.
CUAUGAUUAAAUUUGCUAUAUAACGAUCGACAAGUUGGAUCAGAUGUAGUAGAAAUUUUUGUUAACACCAUGAAACACCUAUUGCUACUUUGUACAAUUGCUCCCCUUGUUUGGGCUAAACCCAGCAGUGAAUCUUCCAACCGUCUAGUCGAUACUAUCAACUCAAAAAAGACCACUUGGACAGCUGGUGUUAAUUUCCCCGGUGAAACACCUGAAGAAUUUGCGAAAAAACGAUUGGGAUUUUUGGGAAACCAUCCAGAUCCUAAUUUUCGUGUAGCAAAAAAAGUGCACAAAAUAGGGAGGACAGCAAUUCCUGAAAGUUUCGAUGCUCGAGAUCAGUGGCCGCAGUGUAAAGAUGUUAUUGAUAAUAUCAGGGAUCAAGGAAAUUGUGGGUCCUGUUGGGCUUUUGCUCCUGCGGAGGUCAUGUCAGAUAGACUAUGUAUAGAGAGCAAAGGCGAGACAAAAUUCGAAUUUUCUCCACAAGAUGUACUGUCGUGUUGCGACUACUGUGGUUAUGGUUGUGAUGGUGGAUAUACCGCUACAGCCUGGAUUUAUUGGUUAGGUCAUGGAAUUGUAUCUGGUGGUGAUUAUAACACUAGCGUUGGAUGUAAACCAUAUGAAGGGUUGGCUUUCCUAAACCAUAAGACACCAUCAUGUAAAACAACUUGUACAAAUGCUAACUACAAAACUACUUAUGAGGACGAUCGUUUUACUGGUUUCACUUACUAUUCGCUAGACAAAAGUGUCGAACAAAUACAAACUGACAUUAUGACCAAUGGACCAAUCCAAGCUAGUUACAGGGUUUUUGAAGACUUCAUGACGUACGAAGAAGGUGUUUACCAGUACACUGAAGGUAAGGAACUUGGUGGUCACGCUGUGAAGAUUAUAGGCUGGGGAUCAGAAAACAAUGUACCUUACUGGCUUGUGGCCAAUUCUUGGGGUUCAGAAUGGGCAAACUUGAAAGGAUAUUUUAAAAUCAGAAGAGGAACAAACGAAUGCGGUAUUGAAGCCGGUGUACUUGCUGGUAUAGCUCUGAAUAAUUUUGAUCCACCAGAUGAUACUGGCUCAGCAAUUAAAGCAGUUUCGUCUGGACUAGGGUGACCAUUUUCUUCUGAGUCCAACGCGGGACAAAAUAAUAAUAAUAGUAACAAUAAUAAAACAAAAAUAUCUUGAACACAAUUUUUAAUAAGAAUAAAAUAUAUAUUAUAAAAAAAUCAGAAAUAAAAACAAUAAAAAAUUUA